AUGGGUGGAUAUAUGAAGCUAGAUAUGGGACAUCGGGGAUAUAUGAAGCUAGACACGGGACAUGGGGGAUAUAUGAACAUAGAAAUGGGACAUGGGGGAUAUAUGAAGCUAGAUAUGGGACAUCGGGGAUAUAUGAAACUUGACAUGGGACAUGGGGGACAUAUGAAGCUAGACAUGAGACAUGGGACAUAUGGGACAUGGGGAUAUAUGAACCUAGACAUUAGACAUGGGGGACAUAUGAAGCUAGACAUGGGACAUGGGGGAAAUAUGAAGCUAGACAAGGGACUUGGGAGAUAUAUGAAGCUAGACAUGGGAUAUGGGGGAUAUAUGAGCCUAGAAAUGGGACAUAGGGGACAUAUGAAGCUAGACAUGGGACUUGGGGGACAUAUAAAGCUAGACAUGAUACAUGGGACAUAUGGGACAUGGGGAUAUAUGAAGCUAGACAUUGGGCAUGGGGGACAUAUAAAGCUAGACAUGGGACAUGGGGGAAAUAUGUAG
This is a messenger RNA of Mizuhopecten yessoensis (Yesso scallop), 498 nucleotides long. RefSeq names its product suprabasin-like. The transcript has a single exon. The record is from RefSeq and is a predicted model, not a curated record. Lineage: Eukaryota; Metazoa; Mollusca; Bivalvia; Pectinida; Pectinidae. The coding region runs from base 1 to 498 and encodes 165 amino acids.